Molecule: messenger RNA, 453 nt
Organism: Cadophora gregata
Lineage: Eukaryota; Fungi; Ascomycota; Leotiomycetes; Helotiales; Ploettnerulaceae
Exons: 2
Coding region: 1-453 (150 amino acids)
Molecular function (GO): oxidoreductase activity, acting on the CH-OH group of donors, NAD or NADP as acceptor
Source: RefSeq, a predicted model, not a curated record
AUGACUUCAACCAUCGUUUUAAUCAGUGGCGCGAACAGAGGAAUAGGAAAAGGACUCCUUGAGUUAUACCUCGCCAAGCCCAACCACACCGUCAUCGCAGCAAACCGCGACCCAGAAAAUGCAGGAUCAAAGGCACUUUCGAACCUAACCACAGGAACAGAAAGUCAUCUAAUUAUCGUGAAAGUCGACGGAUCAGUUGAAAAUGAUGCUCUCGAAGCUGUCCAAGCACUCUCAUCCCAAGGAAUCGACCACAUCGACAUCGUGAUCGCCAAUGCGGGUGUUUCUUACGCCUGGCCCAAGGUGUCGGAAUUGAAGAUUGAAGAUUUGCAAGGCCAUCUGGUACCGAAUGUCUUUGGUGUUGUCCGGUUGUACCAAGCUACAUUACCGUUGCUGUUAAAGGCUAGUAAGCCCAAGUUUGGGACGAUUGGUUCGACCGCGGGAUGUCUUGAGUAA